AGCACCGAAGCAAGUCGCGUUGCCGCACGUUAGGCGUCAUUUUUUGUCAAAUUGGCUAUUGGCUUCCUGGCUCUAGGAAAGAGAUUGGAAAGACAAACCCACAAACCACAUCGCACCAGACAGUCAAGUUCGGAGAAUUGCCCGGCGCUUCGACUCGCGGUGGUCACCCGUACACCAAGUAACUGAGCUGAGGCCAGGAUGCAAAUCCAGAGCAACAUUCAGAGUGUGAACUCGAUCUUCGGGUGCAACUCGUCCGGCCACAGCGGCAUCAACCAGCUCGGUGGCGUCUACGUCAACGGGCGCCCGCUGCCAGACUCAACGCGCCAGAAGAUCGUCGAGCUGGCGCACUCCGGUGCCCGGCCGUGCGACAUCUCGCGCAUCCUGCAGGUAUCGAACGGGUGCGUGAGCAAGAUACUCGGCCGCUACUACGAGACAGGCUCGAUCAAGCCGCGCGCCAUCGGCGGCAGCAAGCCGCGCGUCGCGACGGCCGCGGUCGUCUCGAAGAUCGCCGAGUACAAGGCCGAGUGCCCGAGCAUCUUCGCCUGGGAGAUCCGGGACCGCCUGCUGUCCGAGGGCACCUGCAACAACGACAACAUCCCAAGCGUGUCCUCCAUUAACCGGGUCCUGCGGAACCUGGCGUCGAACAAGGAAACUUCGUCGCAGAGCAACGAAACGGUGUACGAGAAGAUUAAGCUCUUCAACAACACCAGCGGCCACUGGACCUGGUGCCAGAACAUUGGCAGCGGACAGUUCAACUUCUCCUCCCACCCGAUCCCCCACCUGUCCCUGAAGUCCCCCGCGGAGCAGCCUCCCAAACCGCCCAACUGCUGCCUGGAGGAGAUGAGCGACAAGUACUCGUCCGAGGACGACGAGGACUCCGAGUUGCGGCUGAAGUUGAAGCGCAAGCUACAACGGAACCGGACCUCGUUUACCAACGAGCAGAUAGAGAACCUGGAGCGAGAAUUCGAGCGCACCCACUAUCCGGACGUGUUCGCCCGCGAGCGCCUCUCGGAGCGUAUCCAGCUGCCGGAGGCGCGCAUCCAGGUAAUAGGUAGCCGCGGUAGCCGGGGCUUGCCCGGCCCGCGCGCGAGGUAGAGAGUGUCACUGCACAGGUAACUUGAAAUCAUUUUACCCGAAUUUAAUAUUGCCAACUUGGAUCUAUGUACGUGCCACAAACCCGACUACUCUUGACCUGACGACCUUUAUUGGGGACGACCUAUGUGGGGCUGGGCAAGCGUUCGGUAAGCGCUCAAGUGUAAGCGUCCGGUAAGCGCUAAGGUAUGCGUUAGGUAAGCGCAAAAACACUGCACCGUAACUACGGGACCCUUCCGGACAUCUGGACGUCGUCGGCGAGGGACCACUGACUGACUGGGUCCUGGAUCCAUUCAACUCGGUCGCUCCAUCAACUGCCGAACCAUCAACUGGCGAGCCAUCAACCGCGAGCCUGACCGACCGCCGACAACGACGAGCGCACGUACCGUCGGACGGACGGGACGUGUCCUUCAGCCUCUGCAGCGCCAUCUGAGUCACCUGAGCGUAUGUGUGGGGUGGAGAGCAAUAAACUCAUUGUACGCAAUUUUUUUCCCUAUCUAUUCUUUUUUAUCAUUUUCUCUCUCCUGCUCCAUCUCUCUGUCUAUCGAGAAUCCAUUCUAUCGUUCAUCUCCUAUUCGAAGUUCCCCCUCAGAACUACCUGUUCCCAUUCUCUGGCCAACACUGAACUGAACCC
Messenger RNA from Anopheles bellator, 1726 nucleotides. It is a transcript of the gene toy, whose product is annotated as paired box protein Pax-6. Bases 199 to 1095 code for a protein of 298 amino acids. The transcript has 3 exons. Gene Ontology annotation, biological process: regulation of transcription by RNA polymerase II; anatomical structure development. NCBI's taxonomy places the organism in Eukaryota, Metazoa, Arthropoda, Insecta, Diptera, Culicidae. Gene Ontology annotation, molecular function: RNA polymerase II cis-regulatory region sequence-specific DNA binding; DNA-binding transcription factor activity, RNA polymerase II-specific. The record is from RefSeq and is a predicted model, not a curated record.